Messenger RNA from Lachancea nothofagi CBS 11611, 1398 nucleotides. Lineage: Eukaryota; Fungi; Ascomycota; Saccharomycetes; Saccharomycetales; Saccharomycetaceae. The record is from the annotation of a GenBank genome assembly.
AUGACAAUUCCAAAACACACCAAGUUGCUACUGGAUAGCACUCAUUUCAGCGAUAUUCGUAGCACCGUGAGCUCACGGUCCGUUGCGUGGGAUGCGUUGGCUAGAUCCGCAGAGAUCAAUGAAACGGACGCAACUGUAGCCAAGAAACUCGAAAGUGCAUUGAUUAAACACACCGGUGUUCAAAUCUCUCCUGCGGAAUGUGUGCCUUCGGCGAUUCAUAUUAUAGAGACCGUUCACAACGCCGAAGUCAAGAAAUUCGUCGACAACCUGCUAGCGGAACUUUUAUCCUCCGAUCAAUACGCAGACGCGACGUUCGAGUAUUUCAUGAAAAAUCCUCAGGCCGUGUUCGAUUUAUUCAAUGCGUCCCUAUCCGGUGACGACCAAACCAUACUUCUUUCAAGCUUCAACUUGGUGUCCCUAUUGAUUCAACCGGGCUUGCGAAACCCUGAUCUGGUUGCUUUGUUGUUGCAGCACCAACGAUUCAUUGCAGUUCUCCAAAACACGGACCACAUGGAUACCAGUUACGUCUGCAUUAGGCUACUACAGGAAUUGUCGGCCUUGCAGGAAUACAGACAUAUUGUUUGGACAUCGCAGGCUCAAUUUAUGCCCACGCUUCUUGGAGUUCUCAGCAAGGCCGUGGAAGCUAGCUCGGCCACGAGAGUAGUUCCUACGAACAGCAACAACUUGGGCGUUCAAGUUCAGUAUUACUCACUUUUGACUUUAUGGCUCCUCACUUUUGACCACCAAAUAGCUUCCGACUUUGUGGUCAAGUAUCUCUCGGACUUCUUAAACUUACUAAAGCUCGUUAAGAUCACUAUCAAGGAAAAACUCUCCAGACUGUGUAUUGCAAUUAUCCUCAAUUGCGUGGCUCCACACGUUAAGGGCCACAAGUCGUCAAUCCGUCAGCUAUUGUUGUUAGGGAACGCACUUCCUAUUUUGCAGUCUCUCAGUGAAAGAAAAUACUCAGAUGACGAACUUCGUCAAGAUCUCAAUACUUUGAAAGAGUUGUUGGAAGAGACCUAUCAGGAAUUGACGUCUUUUGACGAAUAUGAAGCCGAGGUUAAUUCAAAGUUAUUGGUUUGGUCACCACCUCACGUUGACAACGGAUUUUGGUCUGACAAUAUUGAUAAAUUCAAGGAGCAAGACUGGAAAUUAUUCAAGAAACUUGUUGCUAUUUUGGCAAGUCCAAAUAAUGAGCUUUCUACAAAAACUGCCAUUCAAGUUGCUUUGAGUGACAUUACUCAUGUUGUCGAGCUAUUGCCUGAAAGUGUGGAUGUUUUGGCCAAGUUGAACGGCAAAGUGUUGAUCAUGGAGCUGCUCAAUCACCCAGAUUCGAAGGUGAAAUAUGAAGCCUUGAAAGCAACGCAGGCUUUUGUUGCGCACACUUUCAGCAGAUGA